AUGAUCCCUCUCGUUGCUAUCUGCUGGCGGGCGAUCCGAUCAUCGCCAAUUGCGUCACCAAGCGAUGAAAGAGUAGCCGACUUUCAAGCAACGAUAACUUAUGCCCAUUUCGAUAUCGAAGACGACUUCUUUAACAUCUGGGUCUGCCUUGAGGGUACUGGACUGAAGGCGACGAGGCUUCGGCUGAAUAUCACAAAGACAUCAAGAGAACUCUUUGAAGAAACAGAAAGCAAGAACCCCAUUCCAGCCCAACAUACGGCUCAAUCAGCCGCCGAGGUAGCGAAUCGGUGGAUUGGAGUCUGCGACGAGAACCACCCUUCAUGCCUGGCUCGAGCGACACCGCCUUCGGAUGCAAAAAUGCCCACAAGGUUGCUUGACCUUGGCACCGGAGAUUCGACAACGUGGCGCAUAAUUGAGACUCAGCAAGAACGACUUCCUUACGUUGCGCUCUCGCAUCGAUGGACUGAGAACACCCCGACUCUCCUGCAAAAGAACUACGACGCGUACUGUGACUCUCAGCCAGAUGGCAUCUUGCCACCAGACUACAGAGACAUGCUAGAUAUAUGCCGCGCCCUCCCUAUCCGGUAUAUCUGGAUUGACUCCCUCUGCAUUAUUCAAGAUGACAACGGUACCGAUUUCCGUCAUGAAGCUCCCAUCAUGCUCGAUGUAUAUCGCUAUGCUUUCCUGACCUUGAUGAUACUAUGGGAAUUCUCCGAUUCAACUGUCUUUCGCAACUGCCGACCCAGUACCAUAGCCCGACCUCGGCCGCAGUCGUAUAAGCGCCCUGCAUUGACAGAAACCAGCCAAGAUACCUUGUUCACUUAUUUAAAAAAGCUUGUGGUUUCCCAGGGAGACUCAUCAAGCCACGACUCUAUGUCCAGUACCAAUAAAUAUGCAUUUGUCAGAGUUGAAAACACAGGGAGCUACAAUUUCGAUGUGAAUAACGCGCCCAUCAACAAAAGGGCCUGGGUUUUACAGGAACGAUCGCUGUCAAGGCGCAUUCUCUGCUUAGGAAACGAACAGCUGUAUUGGGAAUGCGAUGGCCAGACCACAGUACCAUUAAUUGCGAAUGAGGCAUCCCCUGACGGAUUACCAUCAAUCACCCAGCGCGAGAGUCUUUGCUCUCUGUCAGGGACUCAAAGUGUCCGAAGUUGGAACUUGCUGCUUGAGGAGUAUACUGCACGCCAGCUUACCUACGAAGAGGAUAGGCUCGUUGCUCUUUCCGGAGUUGCUAGAGCGGUUGCAGAUUCAACUGGACAUACCUAUUUCGCCGGCAUAUGGGUUGAGUCAUGGAUGCUGGACCUACUCUGGGAGCCAGAUGUAGCCCGGCCCGAGCCUGUUCGGGAAAAGCCAAGCACGAUGGGAGUAUCUAGCAUGGAAUCACCUUCUUGGUCCUGGUUGAGUUUUCCUGGAUCGGUAAUACCAGGGCCACAAAGAUGUGGAUUCGGACUUGGACUCGAUUCGAAGCAAGUCAUUGCAUUGUCGUUUCUGAGCCAAACAAUGAUUAGUCCUGCAGACGCAGACCCAUAUGUCUACUUUCAUCAAGCUACAAUCAGCAUAAGGGGCCUGCUUAUACCAGUCGAAUUCGCUGGUAUUGAUGAUCCAGGAAAGCCACCGAUAUUCUUUCGACUCCACAAAGACAUCGAGUUUGCAUCGGUUAGUAUAGAUUGCCUUCGCUUAACACCUUGGGAAGAUCAUGAAACAGAGUACGCCCCAUUCGAGUUUCAUUUCAGCAAGCCCAUAAGACCUUGUGCAAAGUACUUCCUUAUCCCGUUAUUCCUCCAGCAAGGUGGUGCCAAGGACUCUUUAAGAAGCCACGUAGGAGAUACGCAGGGCCAUGGGCUAGUAGUUCAAGAAAGCUUUCAAAAUGGAAAGCGCGUGUUCAUUAGAGUCGGAACAUGGAGAGAGGACUACAGUUGCCCAUCUCAACUCAGCCCCAUGAUAAACAAUACACUGGAUCGGAAUGUCGUUGGUGCUGUGCCAUCGAAAAACAGCGAGGAUGCAGCGGAUGCGGAAUGCGCUUUUGAUACGCACCUUCGCAACUAUGUGACGUGCCAAGUGUCAUCAACUGUAAAGUUUCCAAUUGAAGAGCUUCACAGGGAUAGCGACAAGGGAGACCAGAAAGGAAGCAUUGCUGUCACCAGUGUUGAAUUCCCGAUAUUCUUGGAUGAUCAGAUUGAGGUGCGGUCGUUUUCGGUGCAGGAGGCUGGUCAGUAG
Fusarium tjaetaba is the source of this 2217-nucleotide messenger RNA. RefSeq lists its product as uncharacterized. The record is from RefSeq and is a predicted model, not a curated record. NCBI's taxonomy places the organism in Eukaryota, Fungi, Ascomycota, Sordariomycetes, Hypocreales, Nectriaceae. The coding region runs from base 1 to 2217 and encodes 738 amino acids. The transcript is spliced from 5 exons.